Spirodela intermedia is the source of this 1977-nucleotide messenger RNA. Lineage: Eukaryota; Viridiplantae; Streptophyta; Magnoliopsida; Alismatales; Araceae. The record is from the annotation of a GenBank genome assembly.
AUGUCGUCGCCGCCGCCGCCGCCGCCGCCGCCGCUGCCGCUGCGGACUCCUUUAUCGGUGGUGGGGGUGCUGCUGGUACUACCUUGCCUGGUCAUUCUCCUCUCCUGUGCGGCCUCUGCGGAGACGGUGGCUCCGGCACCUCUCUAUAUCAAAUGUAACUCUCCAUUCUGCUCGCCCUUCCAGUCCCCGCCUUCCUUCCCGUUCGGCGUCGCUCCGGGAUGCGGCCAUCCGGCCUUCCAGAUUCGCUGCACCCCGGACAAUCGUUCCCAGAUCACCAUCGCUGGCUUCUCUUUUUCCAUUCUUGAUUUCCGCGGUGAUUCCCUGCUUGUUUCCCCCUGUCUCGGUAGCCGCAUCGAUGGGGUCUGCGUUGCCGGUUCCUCGACGGCAUUCCCACCCAGCCAGAUCGAUCUAUCCAGUUCCCCCUUCCUGUUUUCCGACGAGUCCUGUUCCCGCCUUGCCAUGAUUCACCCCUGCAGGUCGGAGCUCCUCCGUCUGCCUCCAAACUGCAGCGCCAUCGUUGGCGGUGGGAGAACCGGCGUAUGGCGGUCCUGCCUCCUGUCCUGGCCGCUUCACCUGCUGAAGGGCUGCAAUACUUCCCACUAUCAGCGUCCCAACAACUCCAGGGACGAUCGCCAGGGGUGCGAGUCCGAGAUGUACGCUUCCAUGGCGGACUUUCUGCGGUCGGGUAUCUGGAUCGAAUGGCGCCUCACGGAGGACGUCUACUCCAGUUGCUCUAACUGCUGGAAGCAGAAUGGCGCAUGUGGUUUUAACCUUUCUGAUCCCACACAUUCCUUUCUCUGUCUUGCCCCUGAUGUUACCCUUCCCAGAAUACCUGAAAGCGGCCACAAUCACAGAGUGAAUCGCGUCGUCCUCUUCACCACGGCGCUUUUCGCCCUCACCUGCCUCGCCGUACUCGCCUUAUCCGCAGCUAUCAUCUUUCGGCGAGGCUUCGGUUCCGGCGGCAACCGCUGCGAUGACGGCGAGAACGCGGUGACGGCCUUCUUCCGACGCCACCAGCUCCACCUGCAGCCACCCGUCUUCACCUACGACCAACUCUGCUCGUCCACCGGCGGGUUUGAUCCCAAGUGCAAGAUCGGGGACGGCGGAUUUGGGUCCGUCUACCUCGCGCAGCUUGAAGAUGGCCGCAGUGUCGCCGUCAAGCGGCUGCAUCGCAAGCAUCCGUCCGCCGCGACGAACUCCUUCUGCAACGAGAUACUGAUCCUCUCCUCCAUCCAUCACCCCAACCUCGUCCGCCUCCACGGCUACUGCUGCGACCCCAGGGGGCUUCUCCUGGUCUACGAUUACGUUCCCAACGGCACGCUGGCCGAUCACCUUCACGGCCCUCGGCGUCUGCAGAAUAAGAGCUCGCUGGCGUGGCCCCUCCGAGUGAGCGUCGCCUUGCAGACGGCUCUGGCUCUUGAGUACCUCCAUUUCUCCGUGAAGCCGCCGGUGGUGCACAGGGACAUCACGUCGUCGAAUAUCUUCAUCGAGAAGGACAUGAGGAUCAAGGUCGGCGACUUCGGCCUCUCGAGGUUGCUCUGCUUGCCUGACCCUGGCUCCUGUUCGUCUGGUUCGGCAUCGGAGUAUGUCUGCACGGGGCCCCAGGGGACCCCUGGAUACCUCGACCCAGAUUAUCACCUCUCCUUCCGACUCACGGAGAAGAGCGACGUUUACAGCUUCGGGGUGGUUCUGCUGGAGCUUGUCACUGGAAUGAAGGCUAUGGACUUGAGGAGAGACAAGCAAGAGAUCUCCCUGGCCCAUAUGGUGGUGUCCAAGAUCCAGGUUGGGGAUCUCCAGCAGGUGGUGGACCCGGUCCUCCUCCGCCAUGGUCCGAUGAUGGGAACUGUCGAAUCCAUGGCUGAGCUUGCAUUCAGGUGUGUGGCAGGGGAGAAGGAUGAUCGACCGAAUGCAAGAGAGCUGGUGACUGAGCUCAAGCGGAUUCAGAACCGGAUACAGGAGGAUUCCAAGGGCAGCUGA